Messenger RNA from Agelaius phoeniceus (red-winged blackbird), 1017 nucleotides. Lineage: Eukaryota; Metazoa; Chordata; Aves; Passeriformes; Icteridae. The record is from RefSeq and is a predicted model, not a curated record.
AUGAUGUCUUAUCUUAAGCAACCACCUUACGCAGUCAAUGGCCUGAGUCUCACAACCUCGGGCAUGGAUUUGUUGCAUCCGUCCGUCGGUUAUCCCGGGCCUCUGGCUCCGAUCGCAGCCACCCCGCGGAAGCAGCGGCGGGAGCGCACCACCUUCACCCGGGCGCAGCUGGAUGUGCUGGAAGCUCUUUUCGCCAAGACCCGCUACCCCGACAUCUUCAUGCGGGAGGAGGUGGCCCUGAAAAUCAACCUGCCCGAGUCCAGAGUGCAGGUGUGGUUUAAAAACCGCCGAGCCAAGUGCCGGCAGCAGCAGCAGCAGCAGCAGAACGGGGGCCAGAACAAGGUGCGGCCGGCGAAGAAGAAGAAUUCUCCAGCCCGGGAAGUGAGCUCGGAGAGCGGGACCAGCGGGCAGUUCACUCCCCCCUCCAGCACCUCAGUCCCCACCAUCUCCAGCAGCAGCGCCCCCGUGUCCAUCUGGAGCCCGGCGUCCAUCUCCCCGCUCUCAGACCCCCUGUCCACCUCUUCCUCCUGCAUGCAGAGAUCCUAUCCCAUGACCUACACCCAGGCAUCGGGCUACAGCCAAGGAUACGCUGGAUCGACCUCCUAUUUCGGAGGCAUGGACUGUGGAUCUUACUUGACCCCUAUGCACCACCAGCUGCCCGGGCCGGGGGCCACCCUGAGUCCCAUGGGUGCCAACGCGGUCACCAGCCACCUCAACCAGUCUCCAGCCUCCCUCUCCACCCAGGGCUAUGGAGCCUCCAGUUUGGGCUUUAACUCCACCACCGAUUGCUUGGAUUAUAAAGACCAAACGGCCUCCUGGAAGUUAAACUUCAAUGCUGACUGCUUGGAUUAUAAGGACCAGACGUCGUCAUGGAAGUUCCAGGUUUUGUGAAGAACCUUUGUGGUACCCCGGAGAAACCGCGACGAGAACGAACAGGCUGGGCUGAGUGCUCCAGUUUUAGUCAGGUCUUGGUUAAAUUAAAGAGAAAAAUAACUCCACGGACAAACAAAUGAACAA